GUUGGUGAGUCGAGUCACGGCGAUCAGGCGAUCAGUAUUGAUGUUCCCGCAGCGGCUGCUAAAUCAGCGUUUUGUGCUAAUGUUGUGGUUGCUUUGACUGCAAACAAAACCAGGUUUCCCUAGCAACGGCCCAGCGCCAACAUCGAAACACAGGGGCGUAAACACGUAGCACUGUGGACUGGGCGGACUAUUGCAAGGGACAAAAGGGCAACAAUCGAGAAAUAAUGAAGCAUCUAAUGGUAGGCGUUGCCUUCCUGGUGGUUGCCGUCGACAUUGCUACGGCCAUCAGUUGCUACGUAUGCAAUACGACUGACUCGACGACGCCAUUUCAGUGCAGCGAAUGGUUCGAACGGUUCGACAGGCCCGACCUGAAACCGGUGGACUGUUCUAACGUUUACGGGGCCAAGUAUUGCAUCAAGCACGUUGGCCGCUUCGAAGACGGAAUCGGUGCCAAGCGGUAUUGCUCGUCGCGCGAUCUGGGCAACUACUGUAAUUACGUGCGCAACCCAGGCGAUCAGAUCGAGUACCGGUCGUGCAUUUUCACCUGCGGCACCGACGGAUGCAACGGCGCACCACCAUCAUCCCGUUCGCUGGCCGCAUCGCUUGUCAGCCUUGUGGUCCUACUACUGACGACCCGCCUGUGGAUCGGUGCAGCCAUGAAUUAAAUCGAAAACCGUCAGCGAAUGCUGUGCUGACCGUAGUAACCUCGUAGAUUAAGUUUAAAUUAAACCUUCCUUUCUUAUUCCGUCCUGUUUGAGCUUUUCCGAGAGUCCAUAAUGUAACAUAAGAAUUUUUUAAAUAAAAAAAAAGACGA
Molecule: messenger RNA, 814 nt
Organism: Anopheles bellator
Lineage: Eukaryota; Metazoa; Arthropoda; Insecta; Diptera; Culicidae
Gene: bou
Product: U-scoloptoxin(05)-Sm1a
Exons: 4
Coding region: 225-665 (146 amino acids)
Biological process (GO): sleep; regulation of synaptic transmission, cholinergic; positive regulation of voltage-gated potassium channel activity
Source: RefSeq, a predicted model, not a curated record